AUGGCGGUGCAAUCCAAACUAUUACCGCCGCCGCGGACUGUAAGGCAAAUCGUUUCUGAGUUGACUUCUCUCUACCUCAAACAUCGCACAAAGAUCUCAAGAACGGUCUACAUCACGCUGGUCGUCGCGCUCAUCCACCGAGUCUAUAAUGCCAUCGCCGAGCAGAAAGCCGCCCUUCGAAGGCAAGCCGAGCUGCGUGCUCAACAAACUGCGAGUACUGGAGAUUCAGACGCAGCGAACAAGGAGCAUAAGAAGAAGAGAGUGGAAAUAAACAGAGAGUUCUUCCGCAAUUUGUUCCGAUUGCUCAAAAUCGUCAUCCCUGGCCUUCGGAGUAAAGAACUGCGUCUCUUGACCAGUCACAGUGUUUUCCUUGUCUUACGAACACUCCUGUCACUGUAUGUCGCAGAGCUGGAUGGCAAGGUCGUUUCUGCACUGGUCAAAGGUCGGGGACGCGACUUUAUCCUGGGUCUUGUGUGGUGGAUGUUGGUUGCCGUGCCUGCGACUUUCACAAACUCAAUGUUGCAAUACCAUCAGACCAAGCUUGCACUCUGCUAUCGCACGCGACUCACCAACCAUGUUCAUGAGAAAUAUCUGGACAACAUGACUUUUUACACACUCUCGGCAUUGGACGACAGGAUAAAGAAUGCCGAUCAGCUCAUAACAGUGGAUGUCUCACGUUUCAGCAAUUCUCUGGCAGAGUUAUACUCAAACCUUGCGAAACCAAUUCUCGACAUGGUCAUCUAUAACUAUUCCCUGUCAAAGUCUGUUGGUGGAGAAGGCCUUUUUGCCAUGGCCUUACUGGUACAGGUUUCCGCAAACGUAAUGCGAGCCCUUACACCGCCUUUCGGCAAAUACGUUGCAGAUGAAGCAAGACUAGAGGGUGAAUUUAGAUUCCAACACACUAGACUCAUCGAUUACAGUGAAGAGAUUGCCCUCUACGCUGGACAUGAGGCAGAAAAGGAUGGUUUGGAUAAGGGAUACUUCACCUUGAUCAAGCACGUCAACCGCAUUCUUCGAAGGAGAUUCUACCAUGGUUUCAUGGAGGACUUUGUCAUUAAAUAUUUCUGGGGUGCCCUUGGUCUAGUUUUAUGCUCGCUUCCAGUCUUCUUCAAAAUCCCCGGCCAAGCCUUGCAAAAUGCAGGUGAUCAUACUGAGAGUUUCGUCAAGAACAGACGGAUGUUGUUGAGCAGUUCUGAUGCCUUUGGGCGCCUGAUGUUCUCAUACAAGGAGAUCACCGAGUUGGCAGGAUAUACUUCCAGAGUCUCUGGACUUCUGGACGUUAUGGAUGAAGUGUCCGCUGGUCGAUUUCAGAAAAAGCUUGUGAGCUCAGCAAGCAUUGAAGAGAAUGCUCUUGUUCUACAAGGCCGUGGUACCGUGGAAGAAAGCGAGAACAUCGAAUUUACGGAUGUACCGAUCGUCAGUCCAAAUGGAGACGUCCUGGUAAAGAAGUUGACCUUUCACAUCAGACCUGGAGACCAUUUAUUGAUUGUCGGCCCUAAUGGUUGUGGUAAAUCAAGUCUGUUCAGGAUCCUGGGUGGACUGUGGCCGGUGUAUGGUGGAAGUGUGAAAAAACCAAGUUUCGAAGACAUUUUUUACAUUCCUCAGCGACCUUAUCUCAGCAGAGGAACUCUACGAGAUCAAAUCAUCUAUCCGGAUUCUCUGUACGAGUUUCGGGCAAAGAACGGGUCAGAAGACGCCCUCCGAGAAAUCCUUGCUAUUCUCGAGAUUGAGUCGAUCAUCGACCGUCCCAACGGAUGGGACGCCAUCGAAGAAUGGAGAGACGUCUUCUCCGGUGGCCUGCAACAACGCAUCGCAAUGGCCCGAUUGUUCUACCACAAGCCAAAAUAUGCAAUCUUAGAUGAGUGCACAAGCUCAGUCACAAUGGAGAUGGAAAAGACAAUGUAUGAAACAGCCAAGGGCUUAGGCACCACAUUGAUGACAGUGAGCCAUCGCAGAAGCUUAUGGAAGUAUCACAGUGUGAUCCUUCAAUUUGACGGCCAAGGCGGCUAUGUGUUCAGUGAACUUGAUGCUGAGCGCAGAAUUAAGCUUGAGGACGAGAAAGAAGAACUUGACACAAUGCUGCGUGGAGUCGAAGGCUGGGAAGCCAGAUUGAAAGAACUUGAAGCUUGA
Exophiala bonariae is the source of this 2130-nucleotide messenger RNA. RefSeq lists its product as uncharacterized. Gene Ontology annotation, biological process: long-chain fatty acid import into peroxisome; very long-chain fatty acid catabolic process; peroxisome organization. The record is from RefSeq and is a predicted model, not a curated record. Lineage: Eukaryota; Fungi; Ascomycota; Eurotiomycetes; Chaetothyriales; Herpotrichiellaceae. Gene Ontology annotation, cellular component: peroxisomal membrane. The transcript has a single exon. The coding region runs from base 1 to 2130 and encodes 709 amino acids. Gene Ontology annotation, molecular function: ATP binding; ABC-type transporter activity; long-chain fatty acid transmembrane transporter activity.